GAGGCCUGAGAGCGACAUGCUCCCGGCAGCUGAGGCAGGGCGGCCCGUGGCUCUGCUUUACUGAGUCCGGGGUGGCUUGGCCGCCGGCCGAGGACGAGGGUCGGCAGGGGCUACCCUCGCGGUGGUGCCCGCCAUGCUAGAGGCCCGGGCGGCUGAGGGAGCCGCCGUGGCGCUCCUGCGACUGCUGCUGCUACUGCUGCUGCCGGCGCUUCGGGGGCCAGGGCUCGGCGUGGCCGGCGCGGCGGGGGCCGGGCUGCCCGAGAGCGUCAUCUGGGCCGUCAACGCCGGUGGCGAAGCGCAUGUCGAUGUGCACGGGAUCCACUUCCGCAAGGACCCUUUGGAAGGCCGGGUGGGCCGAGCUUCAGACUAUGGCAUGAAACUGCCAAUCCUGCGCUCCAAUCCUGAGGACCAGAUCCUGUAUCAAACCGAGCGGUACAAUGAGGAGACGUUUGGCUAUGAAGUGCCCAUCAAGGAGGAGGGGGACUACGUGCUGGUGCUGAAGUUUGCUGAGGUCUACUUUGCCCAGUCCCAGCAGAAGGUGUUUGAUGUGCGAUUGAAUGGCCACGUUGUGGUGAAGGACUUGGACAUCUUUGACCGCGUUGGGCACAGCACAGCUCACGACGAGAUCAUCCCCAUGAGCAUCAGAAAGGGGAAGUUAAGUGUCCAGGGGGAGGUGUCCACCUUCACAGGGAAACUCUACAUUGAGUUUGUCAAGGGGUACUAUGACAAUCCCAAAGUCUGUGCGCUCUAUAUCAUGACUGGGACGGUGGAGGAUGUACCAAAGCUGCAGCCUCAUCCAGGAUUGGAAAAAAAAGAAGAGGAAGAAGAAGAAGAAGAAUAUGACGAAGGGUCUAAUCUCAAAAGACAGACCAAUAAGAACCGGGUGCAGUCCGGCCCCCGCACGCCCAACCCCUAUGCCUCGGACAACAGCAGCCUCAUGUUUCCCAUCCUGGUGGCCUUUGGAGUCUUCAUUCCAACCCUCUUCUGCCUCUGCCGGCUGUGAGAACAAAUUAGCAUCCUGACAGGGCGGAGGGGUGUGGGAAAGAAACCAGACACCUUGGUUUUGGUUUCCUUGUUUUUCACAAUGAUUGACAAACACAAACAGCGCCACACACGCGAAAAUUAAAGGAGAUCAAAAGAGGCUGAGUGAGUAGAGAGCAGCCCUCAUCCACCACCUGGUCCUGGACCCCCUUCAGUCCCAGCCCUCUCUCUGCAGCUGGGCCCCAGCUGUGUUUUCCUGUCCAGGGUACUGAGGGCAAGACUGGAUUGUCCGGUCCAGGACCCCAGUCUGUAUGCCUAGUGGAGAGGACUCUGAACUCCCUUCUUCCACCUAGGCAUUAGCACCAGGGCAGUGCCAUCUUCUUCCCUGAGGAGAUCAGGGCUGGGAGUCCAGUAUGUUCUGCUGUCAUGCCCAAGUAAGUUUCCCGGUGACCCAGGCUUGAGAGUACGUGUCUGCAACAGUGGAGCACUUGUAAGGUACACACACAGAUGAAGGAGGGUAGAGAAAGAAGACUGGUCGCUGCCCUCGGGCUCGGCAGCCUUUCUGAGUGUCGCCCAGUAAUGGCACCUGAGCUCCGCCGUCGUUGCCUCUCUGCCCGACGUGUGCCAAUGAGAGGGCUGUCUGGUAGCCAAGACAACGAGCUUGUCAGGUCCUCAGGUUGCCUCCGACUUGUUGCCACAACAAAUCACUUUGAUUUCAGUGCCUGUUGGGGACUGGAUUUCCUCCCCACCCCCUGAAUCUGGCUCAGUUGCAAUCUCCUCUCCCUUUGUGCCAGCCCCAUUGAGUUCUUAGCAGGAGGGAAGGAGACGUGGGGACUUGGGAUUCCUCCUGAUUGAGUGUCUGGCCCUCUCCCGCCUCACCUCCUCACCUCGCUGGUACCUCCCGCCCCGGGUCUGUCUGAGCCAGCAGUUCUCUCAGUGGCCCCUCUGUCAGGCGGUCUUGCUGCCAGUGGGGGGUGCUUUCCAGCCUACAGCAACGAGACUCUUGACCUUAAAAGUCUCUCUGGUCUUUGGAUUGGAAAAGGCUGAUGUUAGCAUAAUUGAGGAGCAAGCUCAUAGGCUUGAGGCCUACUAAGUGACUGGCUCCUGCUGUGAGUGACCGGUAUCAGAUAUCCACUUGUCCCCUUGCCCUUCUCGAUCCCUCUGUGUCACAGACACAUCUUCAGUCCCGUUGCACUCAGUUUUGGUUUGUGCUUAGUGCUGCCCCAAGGAGCUAGCCUGACUGGCUGUCUUUGAACCACGGCAAGGCCCACAAAGUGUCUAGUCCCCGACCUGCUGCCCUUUCAUGCCCUUUCCUGGGCAGCAGCUGGGCUCUUGGGGUAACGAGCCAAGAGAUUGCCAACCCACCAGAGUCCUGGCCUCUCAAAGCACCCUUAGCACCUGUCCGUGAUGCCCUGGGACGGUUUCUGCAGGAAGCAAAGCAUCCCUGGCCCCCGCCUUUGUUGUCAUUGUCACCCUUCCCUAGUUAGAGCAGCCGAGGAGGAGGGCCCAGGCAGGCUCCCAGCAACGUUGUGUCUGGGAGGCUGCAGGGUCCACAUGGAAUCUCAGACCAGGCCCCUCUUCUAGAAUGUCUUUAGUUUUGAGUUUGCCUUACUGAAUAUUUUAAGACGUCGGUUAAUUUGUCCUCCUCUCAGUGAGACAGGCCCAUGCCCUGGUUUUUGGCUCUUAACGAGUUACUCCCCAGCCCAGAUUGGGUGCUUGAAGAGUUGUAGCCCUUUCUGUGAGCUGGACCUCGGGCCCCAGGAGUAAGGUUAUUGAGUCAGGCAGCCGGCCAGCUGUGGUCUGAGGCUGUAGUCAGUCCCCCUUCCGAGAACUGCUGGGGGAGUUGUUUUGGGAGGUGGGGGCGGUGAGGAAAGGAUGAGGUCCUGGACCACCUGCCUGGGGUGGUAGACUUCUUGCCUAUUAGAGCCUCGAGCCACUGCCAGUGCAGCGGGCAGGUGAGGAAGGACUCGCUGCCUCCCUUUUGCCUUGUUAGUAGUCGGGCCUCUCUGCCCAAGGAGGGGCCCAGCUCCCUCACCUCAACCCUGGAGGCUGCCUCGGCCACCUCCCCACGGUACUGUGAGCCCCACAGCUGGGCUUCUGCCUACUUCCAGGCCUCCCUCCCCCCUGAGCUGGGGGCGGGGGGCACUUUCCUUUGCGGUUGUCUUGGAAAGGAAGGAAUAUCUUCCUAUGUUCACAACUCAAGGGAAGUGAGGAAAUGGGAGGAAGUGUGUGGGGGCUGGGGCAGAGUCCCCUGGAGCCAAGCCCACCCAGCUAACAAGAGGGGCCUGGGGCUGGCUCCUCAUGCUGAACUUGAAAGCUUUUUUUUCCCCUUCCCUUUUUUCUCCUCUAAGAUCAUAUAGGUACAUGAAGUGUGUAAAGGGGUGGGGUGGGGUGCCCUUUAUUUUUAUUUUUGUAUUGUGUAUGUUGAGAAUUACUCUUGUUCAUCUGUUGCUUUUCCCAACAUUCAUUGGAGUGAGUGCCGCAUCUUUGGGGCAGGGGUGCUUGAUGCCAGGAUGGGGUGCUCCUCCAAGGGCCGUGCUCGGUCUUGGGACUGUAGACCCCAUGGCAGAUGAAAAGUGGAUGGCCAGGGCGAAGCUCCUCCAGACAGCAGGGCUUCGGUUCCGCCUGCCCCUGGGGUGGGCUGAGGUCAGGGGCCUCAUCUGGGCACUGCUGUCAGGAAGCUGCCUAGGCAGCUCACCUCCUCAACCUAAAUUCAUUUUGGCUGGAAAACAAAACAAAAAAUGCCACUCCUCAGGAGAGGCUGGGUUAUACUGGAGCCCCAGCCCCAGGGCGCCACCUGUUGCUUUGAGACAACGCUUCCCACUGUUGGCCUCAGAGACCCUGGCCUGCCACUGGGUGGUCCGAUUGAGUUUGCUUAAGCCCUGAGAUGGUGGGCUGGCCUCGAAGUGCAGUGUCCCUCCUCUCCAAGCCUGGGAACUGCUGGAUCUACUUUUAGCUUUGGGGGUCGACUUCCUUGUCUGUCUGGAGAAGCUUCUGUUUUAAGGAAUUUCUCUUCCUUCUUAUCCUGCCUGUAGCCUCUCCUGGGAAAGCCUGACCAUGGCUUGUAGAAUCUCAGCCAAACUUCAGGAAAUGGCAGCAGUGUCUUCCCUUUCCUGCUCUGUACUCUUCCUCUCCCUGGAAACCCACCCUCGGGAAAGCCCGGGGCUGAGCCCGAGGGCCCUCUGCCCUCGCCGGAGCCCCCAGAGUGGGGCAGCCCCUCCCGGCUGCACAGUGCCUUUUCCUCCUGCUCGGAGCCAGGUGGGCCUUCCCUCUCCCUUCAGGUCUGGGCAGGGGUCCUCCAGCCCACCACGGCUCUUCCCAUCCUGCCCUCCCCGCCUCUGCUGGCCUAGUCUGACAAAUCCCAGUGUCUUCUUGCCUCAAGGAGCCUGAAUGGCAUCAAGUGGGAACGUGUGUGACUUUCCUCCCUGCCUUUUCCAACGAGCUCCUAAAGGGCUUAGGGGAGCCCAAGUCAUGCAGAGUGAGGGGCUCCUCACUGCUCCUCCCUCGGGGAAGGAGGCCUGACACAGAAUCUGAAGCCCGCUUCUCUUCUCUGCAAAGAGCACCAAGAACUUGGCAUAGAGGUGCUGAGAAAGUGGGGCCAGCUCCCUGGGCUGCCCUGGCUUAGACUCUCCUGGGGCAAGAGGGCUGGGUGUCCUCUUUGUUACUAGAUUAGAUUGGCACCAGGUGGUCAGCGCCCCAGCAAGUGUGCGCCUUUUCUUUGCCCCAGGUGACUCGCUGCCAAUCUGGGCUGCCUUUCACUGAGUGGCUCUGUCUAGGCUGGCCUACUUUCAGGUGGCUGAGCCAUCUUGAUAAGAGCAGGUGAUCCGGGGACUGGCUUGAGUUGGCAGUGUAAGAGCAGGCUGCAUCCUUUGGGACAGGUCCCACCCUCCCCUCCCCCAAGAAGUGUAAGAACCAGGAGCCAGGAUUGUGCUGGCAGCCGGGGAAACAGUAGUGCCUGUUGGAGUUGGCAGAGGGGGGCUUGGCACUGCCCGCACCAGGCAGUCUUGUGAGAUGGGGACCUAUCGCACCAAGAAAAAGCAGAGCUCUCUUCUCACCUCUAUUUUGAGCUUUGGUGCUUUAUUUCAGUCUGAGGAAAAACAACAACAAACUGAAGUGCUUUCCGUCCUUUUAAGGGACAAGUGUCGGGAAAGGAGACCCGAGCUGCCAGGUGGGUGGGGAGAAUUGGCAGGGAGAGAUGUUCUAACAAAACGAGGAAAGAGACAUUCUCGACGCCUCUGUUCCCUGGUGUAUUGUGAUCCAAGGAAUGAAAAGAAAUUUGACCCUGGAUUAGUUCCCUUCUCGGAUGGAAGGGAUGCUAACUUUUCCUCCUCCUAGGUCCUCCCAGGCUAGGACCAGCUGCCCCCUCAGAGCUCAGGACUGCCUCUUCACCCUUGACGGGCCUGACCGGCCCUGCACACUGGGGCUGGCUGCUCUGGUUGGUACCGAGGAGUGGAGACAGGGUCACGUUCCCAGGCGUUCUCGCAUCUUCUACUCUGGUUGCCCAUCCUCUGGCUGCCCAGAGCCCAGCCCCCGCGCUGUAGGCACAACACCUGUUUCCAGCGGCACAGCAAGGCGUGAUGGGGAGGGCUUUGGACCUGCCUGGCCAGGGCAAGCCGUAGGGGUGGGUAGAGCUGUCUUUCCUUUUGGGCUGUCUCCAUCUGUCCCUACCCCUACUAUGACCCCCCCACCCCCACCAAAAAGGAAAAAAAAAUCAGGAUGUUUUUCACUGUCCAUUGCUUUGUGUUUUAAUAAACAAUUUGCAGUGACA
Molecule: messenger RNA, 5749 nt
Organism: Echinops telfairi (small Madagascar hedgehog)
Lineage: Eukaryota; Metazoa; Chordata; Mammalia; Afrosoricida; Tenrecidae
Gene: MLEC
Product: malectin
Exons: 5
Coding region: 134-1003 (289 amino acids)
Cellular component (GO): membrane
Molecular function (GO): carbohydrate binding
Source: RefSeq, a predicted model, not a curated record